UGCAGGCGGCAGCAGCAGCAGGGGGUCAGGCCAGGCUCAGGGCAGCGCAGCACAGGAAUGCAGAGCAGGAAGGCGCCUCUCCAAUCAGGCGCCUACCUGCUUUGCGUCCCUUUGCUGAGCGGGUAGCGCCGGGCCUGAGUGUGAGUGCUGCCCAAUGUGUGUGUGUGGGGAGGGGGAGAGAGAGACUCCCCUUCUUCCACAAGAAGGGGAUAGGAUAGGAUAAGUAGCCAGUCCACGGACGGCGCUCUGGACCUGGUCAGCUUUGCAAAGGAUAUUUCAAACGGGAGCCAACUCCAUAAUUUGUCAACGAGGAAUAAAUUGAAUUAAAGAGUUCUGAAAAGUUGAAACGUUGACAAACUGUGGAGUUGUUUCCCGUUUGUAGUGCGGGAGAAAAUCUGCAUACCAACGUUGCCUUAUCUUUAAAUUGAGCUGAAAGGAACGCUGCCUGUACCAAUAUGGCUUUAUAUUCAUGUCGAGCUGAAAAGAAUGCUGCCUGUACUAACAUGGCGUUAUCUUGAAGCCAGCCGAUCCGACCUAAAUUGAAAUCUUCCUGUACCAACAUGGCGUUAUCUUGAAUUCGAGGCGCUGAACGGAAAUACAUAAGAGGUUUGGUUUCCGGAAAUAUAUUGUGGCUGCUUGUAGACCAGGAUGUCAUGGUGGAGGCUUUUAGCGUGGGUAUGGUAAAAGAUUAUGAGUGGAGAGAAAAUGGAGGGCUGUUAUAUUAAUCCAACUGAUUUAUCUGAUGAGAUCCUGCUUCAAAUUCUGAGUUACGUCCCAAGUACAGAUCUAAUUCUAAGUGUCAAAAAGACUUGUCGCAAACUUGCAAAUCUGUGCCUUGACAAAACCCUCACCCACAGGGUAUUUCUUCAUAAAGAAUACAAGAUCCCACCACUGCCACCAGUUUUUUACGAUCCUGGCGCAGUGAUUAUCCAAUCUGAGAAUGCUGCCCGUGACCUCUUAAUGAUUACCUCAGCGUGUGCGGCCAGUGACGAACAAGUUAAGCAGAUGCUGAAAGUAAUAUUUCAAGAGAUUUGUGAGCUGGAUAUAAGUGAUUGCUACUGGUUGUCCUCAUCUACCGUGGACAUGGUAUCAAGAUGUAAGAACCUUAUUAGAUUGGAUAUGGCUGGCUGCUCUAUAAGUUCCCUGCGACUUUCAAGGAUUCUUUCAGGUCUUCAAUAUCUGCGCUCAUUAUCUGUUGAUAUCAAUGAAGGCUUUGAUGCAGGACAGUUGAGUAGUGAGUGCAGAGCAACAUUAGGUAAUUUACGAGAAUUAAAACAGACACUGUUUGUUCCAUCCUAUGGGUUGGUGCCUUGUUGCACUAGUCUAGAAAAACUGCUGCUUUACUUUGAAGCCUUGGACAGAACACGUGAAGGGACCGUCAUGUCUGGUCAGCUGAUGGUGGGAGAAAGCAAUGUGCCCCAUUAUCAGAAUUUGAAGCUCUUUUAUGCUCGCCUUGCUCCUGGCUACAUAAACGAGGAGGUGGUCAGAUUGUACUUGGCUGUUCUUAGUGACCGGACCCCAGAAAAUCUUAGGGCUUUUCUUAUAUCUGUUCCAGGAACUUUAGCAGAAAGCAGAGCUACCAAAAAUCUUCUUGACUCAAUGGCAAAGAAUGUAUCACUGGAGGCAUUCCAGUUGCCCAAAUCCUGGCUCAAUGGAUCCUCCUUACUUCAGCACAUGAAGUUUAGUUGCCCCUCCUAUUUUAGUUUUAGUCGCUGCGUGAUUUCAGGUGAUCAACUUACUCGGAACAUUUUAAAUGGUGGAAGAGACUGUAAAAGCCUGGUCAGUUUGAACUUGAGAGGCUGUGCGUUAUGCUUUAUGACUAACUUGCCUUAUAAAAAGCAAGAAGAUGAUAUAGACUUUUCUGUUUUAGACACAUUAAUAUCUGCCUGUCCAUGCCUUGCACAUUUGAAUAUUUCAUCCGCACAUCACCACAGUUCAUUGAACACUGGAAGACAUCUCUGUGAGAGUCUUGCACAACUUAAGCACUUACGUUCGCUAUCUUUGCCAGUAUGCGCUAUAGCAGAUACUAGUAGAACUGUAGAAAAAAAUGCUAAUCAGUGCCCAGGACCUUCUACGUCUAGCUCUGCCCAUCUUACGUUUACUAAAAAAAUACGGGUUGGCGUUCAGACUUAUUCAAUGGUUUCAGAUGAGCAGGAUAUAGUUAAACAACGCUCUGUUUUCUGGAAACUACUAAAAGGUACCCCAGCUCUGGAAUACUUGGAACUGAUUGGUUCAAAUUUCUAUUCAGUCAUGCCCCGAAAUGAUCCAGCAAUACGUAAUACUUACCCACCUUGUAAGCGGUCACAUACAGUAACAGAUGCAGAUAUUGCAGCAAUUGGUCAGCUAAGUUUUCUACAAGAUCUUACACUAGCACAGAUGCCAGGAAUACUUACAGGCUCUGGUCUGGUGAACAUAGGCAUACGCUGCCAACAACUGCGUACACUAUCACUGGCAAAUAUUGGCAUGAUGGCCAAAGUGAUGUUCAUGACCAGUCUGUGUGAGAUGUUGACACACUGCAGAUAUUUGACAGAUCUGAGACUGGAGCAGCCAUAUUUUCCAGCUAAUGAGAUGUUCUUCCUCGCUCUUAGUCACUGUUCAUCCCUCCUGCGUCUGUGCAUUAUUUCUCGGAAUGGAAGCUUCCAGGCUGAUGCAGUUAUGUCAUUUGUCCACAAAUGUCAAGAGCUAGUAAUGUGCCAUCUAUUCACUGGAGAGACUCUAACAGCUUGUAAGAGUCUACAGCUUGGUAUUAUACAAAGGUUCUCCUUGAAACGUCCAGCACUAAAUGUUGUAAUAUUCCCCUUACUGCAUGAGAACUUGGCAGAGGUGAUCCGAGAUGUACCCAUGAUGCAUUUGGAUGAAAUAACUUUAUUUAAAAGUAGAGUGGCAGAAGAGCCCCCAAAACUGUGGCACUAGUAUUGUAACAGAAAGGAAACAGCAUAGACAAGCAAUUCACCAAUUCUUUGUGCUGUACAAUACAGGACUAAUGAUAUAUAUGUGACCUGUAAUAAAAUGGCUACAAGUACAUGUUUUUUUUUUUUUUUUUUUUUUGGGUGGGUGGGGGAGGUGUUAUCAUUUUUUUUUCUUUUUGUUCUGUGGUUUGCUCCUAAUUGGAAUGUGCAUUUCUAAUAUCAUUGGGUUUUGGUAUGCUAUUUCGCUUAGAAAAUCACAAUGUCUGCAAUCAUUACAUAGACACCAUGAUGUCGACAUGUUCAGAAUGUCAGCAACUACAAUGUCAACAGGUACAUAAUGUUGACAUCCAAUUUUAGGCUUAAAUCCAAACUGUAAAAUUUCUAUUGCAGACAGUUCAACACUUCAUAUGCAGAUAUGUUAGCUGUGUUGACAUUUUCAAAGUCAACAUUUUAACCAUGUUGUCAUGAAAGUCUACACUGAUUGUUGACAUGAUUACAUCCCCUUUCCUUGAAUGUGCAUGGUCCUCCAAAUAAUUAAGUUUGUGUUUUAUAUAUUUUGUUUGCUCUAUAUUUGGAGUGUUAUCGAUUCAAUCUUUAUUAAAGCAAAAUCUUGCUCAA
Molecule: messenger RNA, 3527 nt
Organism: Pseudophryne corroboree (corroboree frog)
Lineage: Eukaryota; Metazoa; Chordata; Amphibia; Anura; Myobatrachidae
Gene: FBXL18
Product: F-box and leucine rich repeat protein 18
Exons: 6
Coding region: 691-2913 (740 amino acids)
Biological process (GO): SCF-dependent proteasomal ubiquitin-dependent protein catabolic process
Cellular component (GO): SCF ubiquitin ligase complex
Molecular function (GO): protein binding
Source: RefSeq, a predicted model, not a curated record